AAAAUUUCCCUCUUUUUCAUCUUCUGUCUGUGAAGUUUGAUGUUUUGAUGUCAACUUCCAGCCAAAAAUGAUUGGUGAAUGCAAGUGCAGACGGGUCGGGUUUUUUUGAGGUGGGUAUGGGUCGGGCACAAGAAGCCCAACAGAGACAAACAGCAAACUGAUAUGGGCCUAGCAACCCAACUAAGUCGUUCUUCAACAGAUAAACCAGAGUGGCCCUUACCCAACUCAGUCUUCCUUCAAGGCUUCAACAGACGAUCAAUUUUAAAUCAUCUGCCACUCUCUUGUUAACUGAUAUUCACAGCUUGCCUUUAUGGGGAGCAGCAGCUUGGGGAUUCAUCAUUGGUCUGUGUUAGCCUCUCAGCGGGUAAUUCUGCCGCAAAAUUCCGCAAAGCCAUUACAAAAGUUCCAUUCUUUGUCCACAACUGUCACUGUUGCUAGCAUUGCCAACUCCAGAGCUUCGUCUGUGAGGUGCCAUAGAGGUUGCUUUGGCUUCACAGCAUUCAACAGAAAGUCGAGGAAGAGUGUACGAGGCUGUGCUACCAGCCCAUUUGUUGUUGCCAAUGAUGAGAAGUAUGGAAACAAGCAGGUUAUUAGUAUUACUCCACAAGUUUACAAUUACAUUCUUGCCAAUGUUCGAGAGCCAGAGGUUCUACGACAACUUAGGGAGGAGACUGCCUCUAUGCGUGGUAGUCAGAUGCAGGUGUCUCCUGACCAGGCUCAACUGCUUGCAAUGCUUGUGCAGAUUCAUGGGGCUGAGAAGUGUAUUGAAGUUGGUGUUUAUACUGGAUAUUCAUCGUUGGCUACUGCAUUGGUCCUUCCUGAAUCAGGGAGUUUAGUAGCGUGUGAAAGAGAUGGCAGAAGUCUUGAGGUCGCAAAAAAGUAUUAUGAUAAAGCGAAUGUUUCCCACAAGGUGCAUGUUAAAUAUGGACUUGCAGCAGAUGCAUUAAGAUCACUGAUUCUGAGUGGUGAAGCAUGUAGCUAUGAUUUUGCAUUUGUUGAUGCUGACAAGAGAAUGUAUCAGGAAUACUUUGAACUGUUGCUACAACUUGUCAAGGUUGGGGGUCUAAUUGUGUUCGAUAAUGUUCUCUGGCAUGGAAAAGUUGCUGACCCAGAGGUAAAUGAUGCCAAGACUGUCAGCAUUAGAAAUUUCAAUACAAGUAUAAUGCAGGACAAGCGUGUAAGCAUUAGUAUGGUACCCAUUGGAGAUGGCAUGACAAUCUGCCGAAAAAGGUGACCUCAUAACAAAAGUUGAUGCACUUGUUGACUUAGUGACCAAUGCCAUCAAGAAAAUGGUGUGUAGAUAAGUUGUGUUGUGUUUGUUAUUGGUAGCAACAUUUGAAAGGAAAACGUCUUCAAUGUUUGA
Molecule: messenger RNA, 1363 nt
Organism: Prunus mume (Japanese apricot)
Lineage: Eukaryota; Viridiplantae; Streptophyta; Magnoliopsida; Rosales; Rosaceae
Product: putative caffeoyl-CoA O-methyltransferase At4g26220
Molecular function (GO): S-adenosylmethionine-dependent methyltransferase activity; O-methyltransferase activity
Source: RefSeq, a predicted model, not a curated record